Trichophyton benhamiae CBS 112371 is the source of this 1167-nucleotide messenger RNA. RefSeq lists its product as uncharacterized. NCBI's taxonomy places the organism in Eukaryota, Fungi, Ascomycota, Eurotiomycetes, Onygenales, Arthrodermataceae. Bases 1 to 1167 code for a protein of 388 amino acids. The transcript is spliced from 2 exons. The record is from RefSeq and is a predicted model, not a curated record.
AUGACAUCACAACUUACAGACAACUCACGCUUCAGCUUGCUAGCUAUCAUAUACAAGGCAGCAGCUGCGCGUGGAAGAGCAACGGAGUCUGGCGAGAAAACAAAAAAAGAGAUUACAGUCCAGAGCGCUCGAAAAGUAGCUGAUGCAGAAGGUUCUCGCAAAGCGCGUCUCGAGCGUCCAAAAGAAGAGCCAAAAGAGCCAACUAUAAAAGCAAAGAAAUUCUAUAUAAUGAAAGAAAAUCACAAGAUAUCCUUCUAUUUCAAGCCCGCAGAGUCUUCUCCAGAGCCACAACCUGUAGCGGGCGUGAAACGGCCCAGCAGCAAAGAUGGGCCUUGCUCUUCGUCACCACCACUGACUUCUUGCCCGCCAGACCUCUCAUCCCCCGUCCAGCUUACCUCUUCUCUCUCAGAGCCCAGGCAGGAGCAGGUUAUACUGCAAGACCGCUCAAGAAAUGAUAGCUCUGGCGCUGCCGAGACAAGCCAUCACCAGCACACUCCCAUGGAUGAGCCAGCUGUCUCGUCGUUCACAACUGUUCCCGGCUCCCAGCGGGUGUUCAAGGACGGGCAGAUUGUGAUCACAGCAUCUGACGACGACGAUGAUGACUACUCUAUUAAUUCCAUUGCCAUCUCUACGGAUGAGCUGCUGGCUAAGUUCUUGGGCACCUCGGGCCAGAAUGAAGGCUCAGAUACAGACAUGUCCGGCUCAAAGGGCCGGAAGAGCUCGAGGGGCAAACCUAAGCCCAAGUCCAAGGAAACACAGACAGCCACGGCCAGAACAACACAUAAGUUCUCCCUAGAUGACCUCGUAGCAGAUGCCAUGCAUGACAAGGAGAGAGAGGCCCAGGUGUCGGCUGCAAAAGUGCUCAUCCAGGAAUCCAUGGGCAAAUACAAAACCAAGGGCAAGAACCCCACUGAUAAAGAUGAUGUAUAUGCCUCUUUAGUUUCAGAUACCUCAGAUCCAGUUGCUGCUCGGCGACUGAAGGAUGCAGUGCUGCGGACAGAGGCCCUUCGACAAGGUAUAAACUGGUCCUUCUUUCGUGAUGAUCCACCAACAGUCGAUGUUGAGCCUUUCCCAAUCCUGUCAGUAGAUCCUGAGUCUUGGGAGGGUGUCCUCAGAGGUGAGAUGUCGUCUACUACCGGUCGUAUAUUAUCUUUUCUAUCAUACUAA